AUGCAGCCUACUUCUCCAGCGAAGUCCUUGGGAUGCCUGCGGCUGACCACCCCACCUGCCACAGACCCGCGCGCAGUUGUGCGGCCGUUCAGGACGCUGCUCUUGGCCUACGAGCCGCUUGUCGAAGAGGUCGAAACGCUCUCGAGGGCAAUGCAGAUCGUCCGCCAGAAGCUGCUCUUAAUGGCCACGCCCCAGGAGGGCCCUGGGCCUGUGCACAGGGCUCUGGAGGCGCACCCAGGCGCGUUGGAGACCAUCGUGGCGAGGCUGAUCGACAGGAUGGAGGGCUUCCGUCAGCAGACCGCCUCUCUGCGGGGCCGUUUCGUGGCGCAGCACGGCCUGGCCCUGCUGCAGGCGCGUGCGGCACUGCAGCUGUGGCUGAACCGGCAGGAGGUCGGGGCGGCGCCCCCCGCGGGGAAUCUGGCGGCGGCGUCGGCCCGCGGUGCGCUGUCCAGCCUCGCGGAUGUCGAGGUCAAUCUGGACUCCUGGGGCCGGCUGGCCGCGUGCCCCUACCUGGGCCGGGAGGGCGACCAGUGGCCUUGGCAGGAGGCACUCGGCCCGAGGGUGGACGUGCAAGGUGCGCUGGCUCACAUGGGCGCAUUGGUGGAG
Molecule: messenger RNA, 606 nt
Organism: Prorocentrum cordatum
Lineage: Eukaryota; Dinophyceae; Prorocentrales; Prorocentraceae
Source: the annotation of a GenBank genome assembly